This is a messenger RNA of Neogale vison (American mink), 3877 nucleotides long. Its product is annotated as zinc finger protein 624. The record is from RefSeq and is a predicted model, not a curated record. The transcript has 7 exons. The coding region runs from base 1063 to 3699 and encodes 878 amino acids. Lineage: Eukaryota; Metazoa; Chordata; Mammalia; Carnivora; Mustelidae. Gene Ontology annotation, molecular function: RNA polymerase II cis-regulatory region sequence-specific DNA binding; DNA-binding transcription repressor activity, RNA polymerase II-specific. Gene Ontology annotation, biological process: negative regulation of transcription by RNA polymerase II.
GCGCCAGGCCCCGGUUCUCCGCUGCGCCUCCCUCGGCGCUUGGCUCCCGGCGGCGUCCGGGGCGAGGCCGGUCCCUCCGGAGUCCCUGUCCCUGAGCCGACACGCCCACCUGAGAGGCGACUGGGGCUGGGCCUCCUGCCUCGCUUUCCGCUCGGUCUCCCGCUGGCCUGGCUCGGGAGCCGUCGGUGUCCUUGGAUCGGGCGCGGGGCCCCGGCUUGCGUGGUUCGACCGGGGUUGGCCUUCUCUUCCCAGUCCCGCGCCUUUGACGGAGGGAGGAGGGGGACGCCAGAUGUGCUCCUUGGGGAAGGGGGCGACGGGGUAGGAAGGAGUCUUCCUGAAGCGGCGGGGACGGACCGGUUUCACACCUGGUGACCUGAUAGGCGGACGAACUCCUGUCCUUCUGUGCCCGGGGCAGUUUUUCUCUGCCUCGUUUUAUGGCAUUUCACAUCAUCACUUUUAAGUCCCUUGUCUCUCCCUGACGUGGUAAUGGCAUCAUUGCUUUGGCUGGGAAAUGCUGCACUGGUCCCAGGCGCUGAAGUUCUCACAAAGAAUAUGGUUCCCGUCGUUAUUUUAGAAUAACAAAGCUAUGCUCGCUUCGGCAGCACAUAUACUAGAAUAACAAAGCUGGCUUGGGAGCCACAGCGAGAGAAAUUUCUCACGUCCCUGAUAACUUCCGCAGUGCUUGGGUAGACAGGGCUUGGGUGAAGUCGCAAUAUCCAGAGAAAACAUCUAGGAAAUUAUGACUGGUGAAUGAAGUAUCGGCCUGGAUAUCUUCUGUGUCCUGUCGGAGGUGAAAGGAGCAACUGCUCAGAUGAUUUGCCUUGAGCUCAGGUGGUUUGCUUGUGGGCGUGUCUCCACAGUAGCCAAACCGAAGUUAGAACCAACACCAAACUCCUCCUUAUUGUCAACGUGGAAAGUGAAGAAAACCGGAAGGAAGAUUUAUUUGAGAGCACAGAUGGGGGAGGGGCAGAAGGACAGAGAGAAGUGGUCUCUGGGCUGAUCCAGGAGCCCAGUUUAGGGAUUGAUUCCAGGAUCCAGGAUCUCCACCAGAGCUGAAAGCAGAUGCUCAACCCACUGAGCCACCCGCCCACGGACUCUUCAGGUAUGCCCCUGCAGGACUCCACUCUUGCCAGAGAGGGGAACACAGAGGAAGAGAUUAUGGCUGCCAUGGUUUUUUCAGUUGGACCUUUGAAUCCUGAAGAUUCGCAGGCAGGUAACGAUCCUCACCUUCAGCCAGAAGAGCCAGAGCUGGUAAAGGAUCCCGUGACGUUUAAAGAUGUGGCUAUAGACUUCACGUUAGAAGAGUGGAGGUUGAUGGACCCUUCACAGAGGAACCUACACAAGGAUGUGAUGCUAGAGAAUUAUAGGAAUCUUGUCUCCCUGGGGCUUGCAGUUUCCAAACCAGACAUGAUAUCUCAUUUGGAGGCUGGAAAAGGACCAUGGGUGGUAGUGAGAGAAAUUGCAAGAACCCCCUACCCAGAGUUGGAGACCAAACCUGCAACCAAGAAUGCUGUAUCAACAGAGGAUGUUUCUGAAGAUGUAUCACAAGAGACCAUAAUAGAUAAACUCACAGAGAAUGGUCUAUGGAACUCAAGAAUGGGAGGAUUAUGGAAAUGGAGUGAAAGGAAAUUAAAAUUGCAAAACAGUCAGGAAAAUCAUUUGAAUCAAAAAAUAGUUACUCACAAGAAAAUUCCCUCUGGUCAAAGAAGAUUUAGAUUUGGAUCUCUUCUUUUUCCUGAAGCAGGCAUUAUCACAGAAGAACCCCACAGCAAAUGUCAAACACAUGAGAAUUUCACUGAGAAUUUAGAUUUGAUUACAGAUACCCAUCUGGGGAAGAAACUUUGCAAGGAUACAGAAGGCAGCAAAGCCAUAAGGCCUACUUCAGAACUUACCAUAGGGGACAAGUACAAUAAUAAAGAAAAGCCCUAUAAAUGUAGUACAUGUGAAAAGUCCUUUCGUUAUAGGUCAUUGCUCAUUCAACAUCAGAGAACUCACACUAAAGAAAAACCUUAUGAAUGUAAUGAAUGUGGGAAAAUGUUUAGCCAGCCUUCAUAUCUCAGUCAACAUAAAAAAAUUCACACAGGAGAAAAACCCUAUAAAUGCAAUGAAUGUGGAAAGGCCUUCAUUGCUUCUUCAUCACUUAUGGUACAUCAGAGAAUUCAUACUAAGGAGAAACCUUAUCAGUGCAAUGUCUGUGGAAAGUCUUUUAGCCAGUGUGCUCGCCUUAAUCAACACCAGAGAAUUCAAACCGGAGAGAAACCUUAUAAAUGUAGUGAAUGUGGGAAAGCAUUCAGUGAUAAAUCAAAACUUGCAAGACAUCUGGAAACUCACAAUAGAGAGAAACCCUACAAAUGUAAUGAUUGUGGGAAAGCCUUUAGGAAUAAGUCAUAUCUUAGUGUACAUCAGAAAACCCAUACUGAAGAGAAACCAUAUAAAUGCAAUGAAUGUGGGAAAUCUUUCAAGAAUACCACAAUUUUUAAUGUCCAUCAGAGAAUUCAUACUGGAGAGAAACCCUUUAGAUGUAAUGAAUGUGGGAAAGCCUACAGAAGUAAUUCAAGCCUUAUUGUACAUAUAAGAACUCAUACUGGGGAAAAACCCUAUGAAUGUAAUGAAUGUGGGAAAGCAUUCAAUCGUAUAGCAAAUUUCACAGAACAUCAAAGAAUUCAUACAGGAGAAAAACCCUAUAAAUGUAAUGAAUGUGGGAAAGCAUUCAUUAAUUAUUCAUGCCUUACUGUACACCACAGAAUGCAUACAGGAGAGAAACCUUAUAAAUGUAAUGAAUGUGGAAAGGCCUUCAUGCGUUCUUCAUCCCUAAUUAUACAUCAGAGGAUUCAUACUGAAGAGAAACCUUACCUAUGUAAUGAGUGUGGGGAAUCUUUCAGAAUAAAAUCACACCUAACUGUACAUCAGAGGAUUCAUACUGGAGAGAAACCAUAUAAGUGCACCGACUGUGAGAGGGCAUUUACCAAAAUGGUAAAUCUCAAAGAGCAUCAGAAAAUUCAUACUGGAGUGAAACCUUAUAAAUGCUGUGAUUGUGAAAAGUCGUUCAGGACUAAGUCAUAUCUUAUUGUACAUCAAAGGACCCAUACUGGAGAAAAACCAUAUAAGUGUACUGAAUGUGAGAAAGCUUUCACUAAUACGUCACAACUUACUGUACAUCAAAGAAGGCACACUGGAGAAAAACCCUAUAAAUGUAAUGAGUGUGGGAAGGUUUUCACAAGUAACUCAGGCUUUAAUACCCAUCAAAGAACACAUACUGGAGAGAAACCAUUUAAGUGUAAUGACUGUGGGAAAGCAUUUAGCCAGAUGGUACAUGUCACAGAACAUCAGAAAAUCCAUAGCGGAGAGAAACCCUAUAAAUGUGAUGUCUGUGGAAAAGCCUUUAGGAGAGGUUCAUACCUUACAGUGCAUUGGCGAACACAUACUGGAGAAAAACCCUAUACAUGUAAGGAAUGUGGAAAAGGUUGUAUCACUCUAUCGCAGCUAACUCUCCAUCAGAGAAUUCAUACUGGGGAAAGGCCCUAUAAAUGUGAGGAAUGUGGAAAAGCCUUCAGAACCAACUCGGACUUUACUGUACAUCUGAGGAAGCAUACUGGAGAAAAACCCUAUAAAUGUAAUGAGUGUGGGAAAGCCUUUAGGAGUAGCUCCAGCCUUACUGUACAUCAAAGAAUCCAUCAAAGAGAAACUCAGCUAAUAUAAAGAUUAAUAAAGCAUUCAUCCAGAUGCUGGCACCACAAGAGGAAUCCAGCUGUGUCUUUUAUGGACAAUUCACCAGAGAAAAUACACACUUAAGAGAUACUUUAGAGGGGCUGUCUGGGUGGCUCAGUUGGCUAAGCAUCUACCUUCACUCAGGUCAUGAUUCUGGGCUCUGGGGAUC